GGUAACGUGCUGCGGUCGCAUUCCGCGCUGCUGAAGGUUUGUCCUUUUGAUGUUUGGAAUGCGUUCUUAUUACUGCUCACUCUUUGGGUCUGCACUGUCUAUAUGAGCUGCAACACACACCUCGAAGGUCUGCAGCUUCACUCCUGAAGCUAGCGAGACCACGAACUCACCAGGAGGAACGAACAACUCUAGAUGCGCCCCCUUAAGAGCUGUAACACUCGCCGCGAAGGUCUGCAGCUUCACUCCUGAGUCAGCGAGACUACGAACCCACCAGAAGGAAGAAACUCCGAACACAUCCAAACAUCAGAAGGAACAAACUCCAGACACACCGCCUUUAAGAACUGUUACGCUCACCGCGAGGGUCCACGGCUUCAUUCUCCAAGUCAGACCAAGAACCCACCAAUUCCGGACACAAAAGGUGUUCCCACCAUUCCUGUCCUCUUACUUCUCUCGCCUUACAAGCGUAGCGUGCCUCCUGUGAUUGUUGAAGAGCUGUGGUGUGCUGCUGAGUGGCGUGUGUAUUCCAUGUGAGGGGAAGGGUCCAACAGUCCUGGUCAUUCAGACUGCAGUUCCCCAGGACAGACCCACGAAGUCAAGCAUGCGGAGUGCAGCCAAGCCCUGGAACCCAGCCAUCAGAGCAGGGGGCCACGGCCCAGACCGGGUGCGGCCUCUGCCUGCAGCCUCUUCCGGCAUGAAGAGUUCUAAGUCUUCAACUUCCUUGGCUUUUGAGUCCCGACUCAGCAGGCUCAAGAGGGCCAGCAGUGAGGACACGCUCAACAAGCCAGGAAGUACCGCUGCAUCGGGGGUGGUUCGCCUGAAGAAGACCGCCACUGCCGGAGCCAUCUCGGAGCUCACGGAGAGCCGCCUGAGGAGCGGCACAGGGGCCUUUACAACAACUAAACGGACAGGCAUUCCAGCCCCACGGGAAUUUUCAGUAACUGUCUCAAGAGAGAGGUCUGUGCCACGUGGUCCCUCCAACCCCAGGAAAUCAGUGUCCAGUCCAACUUCUUCCAACACUCCCACUCCUACGAAACACCUGAGGACCCCUUCCACAAAGCCCAAGCAAGAGAAUGAAGGUGGAGAAAAGGCUGCGCUUGAGUCCCAAGUUCGGGAACUUUUGGCAGAAGCCAAAGCAAAAGAUAGUGAAAUUAACAGGCUUCGAAGUGAACUAAAGAAAUACAAAGAGAAAAGGACUCUGAACGCUGAGGGGACUGAUGCUUUGGGCCCAAAUGUCGAUGGAACAUCAGUCUCCCCAGGUGACACGGAACCUAUGAUAAGAGCUCUUGAGGAGAAGAACAAGAACUUUCAGAAAGAGCUUUCCGAUCUAGAGGAAGAAAACCGGGUCCUGAAGGAGAAACUGAUCUAUCUUGAGCACUCCCCAAAUUCAGAAGGGGCAGCAAGUCACACUGGCGACAGCAGCUGCCCAACAUCCAUAACUCAAGAGUCAAGCUUCGGAAGCCCAACUGGAAAUCAGAUGUCCAGUGACAUUGAUGAGUAUAAAAAAAACAUACAUGGAAAUGCAUUACGGACAUCAGGCUCCUCAAGUAGCGAUGUUACCAAAGCUUCUUUGUCGCCAGAUGCUUCCGACUUUGAGCACAUUACAGCAGAGACACCCUCAAGGCCCCUGUCCUCCACCAGUAACCCCUUUAAGAGUUCAAAGUGUUCUACUGCUGGGAGUUCCCCAAACAGCGUAAGUGAAUUGUCCCUGGCUUCCCUCACAGAGAAGAUACAAAAGAUGGAAGAAAACCACCAUAGCACUGCAGAAGAACUACAGGCUACUCUACAAGAAUUAUCAGACCAGCAACAAAUGGUACAGGAAUUGACAGCUGAAAAUGAGAAGCUGGUGGAUGAAAAGACGAUUUUAGAGACAUCCUUUCAUCAGCAUCGAGAGAGGGCAGAGCAGCUAAGUCAAGAAAAUGAGAAGCUGAUGAAUCUUUUACAAGAGCGAGUAAAGAAUGAAGAGCCCACCACUCAGGAAGGAAAAAUUAUUGAACUGGAGCAGAAGUGCACAGGUAUUCUUGAACAGGGCCGCUUUGAAAGAGAGAAGCUACUCAACAUUCAGCAGCAGUUGACCUGUAGCUUGCGGAAGGUUGAGGAAGAAAACCAAGGAGCUUUAGAAAUGAUUAAACGUCUGAAGGAAGAAAAUGAAAAACUGAAUGAGUUUCUAGAACUGGAACGGCAUAAUAAUAACAUGAUGGCCAAAACUUUGGAAGAGUGUAGAGUUACCUUGGAAGGGCUAAAAAUGGAGAAUGGAUCUUUGAAGUCUCAUUUGCAGGGUGAGAAGCAGAAAGCCACAGAGGCCAGUGCUGUGGAGCAGACGGCAGAGAGCUGCGAAGUUCAAGAAAUGUUGAAAGUAGCCCGAGCAGAGAAAGAUCUACUGGAACUGUCUUGCAAUGAGCUCAGACAAGAAUUACUAAAGGCAAACGGUGAAAUUAAACAUGUUUCCAGUCUGCUGGCCAAGGUGAGAAGAGACAGCUCUUUACUGGUGGAAAAGGAUUAUUCAUACCUGAAGGAGAUAUGUGAUCACCAAGCCGAACAGCUGAGCAGAACCAGCCUAAAGCUGCAAGAAAAAGCAUCAGAGAGUGAUGCAGAGAUCAAAGACAUGAAAGAAACCAUAUUUGAAUUGGAAGAUCAGGUGGAACAGCACCGGGCUGUCAAGUUACACAAUAAUCAACUCAUCAGUGAGCUAGAAAGUAGUGUGAUCAAGCUGGAGGAACAGAAGUCAGACCUGGAGAGGCAGCUGAAGACUCUGACCAAGCAGAUGAAGGAGGAGACCGAGGAAUGGAGGCGGUUCCAGGCGGAUCUGCAGACCGCAGUGGUGGUGGCCAAUGACAUCAAGUGUGAGGCCCAGCAGGAGCUGCGCACCGUGAAGAGGAAACUGCUGGAGGAGGAGGAGAAGAAUGCCCGGUUGCAGAAGGAGCUGGGGGAUGUGCAGGGCCACGGCAGGGUGGUCACCAGCAGAGCCGCCCCUCCACCUGUGGAUGAAGAGCCAGAGUCCUCUGAGGUCGAUGCUGCUGGUCGGUGGCCUGGUGUCUGUGUUAGCAGAACAUCUCCAACACCCCCAGAGUCGGCAACCACCGUUAAGUCACUUAUCAAGUCAUUUGACUUGGGACGCCCAGGUGGAGCUGGACAGAAUAUUUCUGUCCAUAAGACCCCCAGAAGUCCCCUAAGUGGGAUACCAGUGAGGACUGCUCCAGCAGCUGCUGUCUCUCCAAUGCAGAGGCAUUCGACUUACAGCAGUGUGCGGCCAGCCAGCAGAGGGGUGACUCAACGCUUGGACCUUCCUGACCUUCCCCUCUCAGAUAUUCUAAAGGGAAGGACUGAGACCCUGAAGCCAGACCCCCACCUCCGCAAGAGUCCCUCACUAGAGUCACUGAGCAGACCCCCGUCUCUGGGCUUUGGGGACACAAGACUGCUGAGUGCUUCCACCCGGGCAUGGAAACCACAAAGCAAACUCAGUGUGGAAAGAAAAGACCCUCUGGCAGCCUUGGCCCGGGAAUACGGUGGUUCCAAGCGCAAUGCUCUACUGAAAUGGUGCCAGAAGAAGACACAAGGUUAUGCGAACAUUGACAUCACCAAUUUCAGCAGCAGCUGGAGCGAUGGCCUGGCCUUCUGUGCUCUGCUCCACACCUACCUGCCUGCCCACAUCCCCUACCAGGAGCUGAAUAGUCAGGAGAAAAAGAGGAAUCUCUUGUUGGCAUUUGAAGCGGCUGAAAGUGUAGGCAUCAAACCCAGCCUGGAACUCAGCGAGAUGCUGUACACAGACCGGCCCGACUGGCAGAGUGUGAUGCAGUACGUGGCCCAAAUCUACAAGUACUUUGAGACGUAACCCUGGAGGGCCUGGGGCAGCCACCAUUGCCACCUACUGCAGCUUUUCCUGGAAGCGCCUGAUUACUGUCCACUGACCCUGCUCUGCCCACCACCCAGCUGCCUAGACUUCAAAGACAGGCUCAAUCCAAGUGGACCAACACCCAAAUAAGAAACAGAGUGGGUCCCACGAUGUACCUGUCUGAAAUGCAAAUGCAGCUGGACUGUAAAUUGGGGACUCUUUGAUCUCUUGUGGGAUGCUUCUAAAGAGGGCAGCCUCCCUCCUUCCAGACCAAGACCCCACACCCAGGCUUGUUUUGCUGAUUAUAUUGGGUGGCUGAACGAACACAUUAUCUGCAGAAAUUCAGACAAAGAACAUCUCCAAAUCAGUCUUUUGGUUGCUGUUGUUAAAAAUAUCCCGGCUUUGCCUUUAUGAAACCUUUGCCCUUGGCUGGGUGUGGUAGCUCGUGGCUGUAAUCCCAGCACUUUAGGAAGCCAAGGCAGUAGGAUCGUUUGAGCCCAGGAGUUCGAGGCUGCAGUGAGCUAUGAGCAUACCACUGCACUCCAGCCUGUGUGAAAGAGCCAGACCCUGUCUCAAAAAAAUGAUAAAACCCAAAACUUUGCCCUUGUGAACCCUCCCUUCCCCCCUCCCCCCCCAAAAAAAAACAACAAAACACAAAAAAUAAACAUUUGUUCCAGGGCAACCUGGAAACGUGCGUGCGCACUCAGCCUUUUGGGGAAAAAUGGGAGUUCUAGGUAACAAUGUUAACACCUGGAACUUGAUUCACUUUUAGCUCUCACCAUCCCUUAUUUGAUUUAUUGUAGCAAAAGGAAAGCCUGUGAGAAUGCAAGGGAGCCCCUGGCUGCUUUGCUGGAGUCCCUGGGAGGUGCCCCACACCUCUGCCACCAAAGUCUGUGUGCUCCUGAGCAGCUCGCGGCUUUCACAGUAGGGAAACCGCAGUCCUCGUCACCUGCGCCUUUGUCCUCCCAUUCGUUUACCCUCCCGUUCACAUCCACACAGGCUUGUACCCCACAGAACUUGACAGGAGGUCACAUGUGUGAAUGGCCUGUGUCUGCUUUACAGGGUUGAGCAGGCUGAGGGUGUGUGCCUCUGGGGAUGCUGGGCUGACAGCAAAUCCCAACAGUAUUUCGGCUCUGGACUGAUUUGGCCUUUAGUGCUUCCCCAGGCCUCUUUCAUCGGCAUGGGAAAAGCCCUUAGGGGUGGGCGGUGAGGGCACAUUUAUAACUAACAAAGAAGAAUGCAGUUGCCCCAGCAUCCUACUGGUCACCUUAAGUGGCAGCAGAGCCCUCCCCAGCGGUGCCCCAGUCCCUCAGAAGUGCUCAGUCCGGCCCGAGUGCCCAUCUGGUGGCUCUGCCGUGUUCUUCUGGGCGGAUCUGUGUGCACUACACAGCGAGUGAGGGCGUGGCUCACACAGUUGUUUGAGGGAAAUGGGUAAUGCCCAUCCCUUGCUGUUUUAAGUGCCAAAUAGCGUGUUAGCGCCCCUCCAACAAAGGAUCAUCCUUCCAGUGAGUCACCGAGAAUGACAGUGACUGCCAUUACUAUUCAAAGUACAUCUCUGAUUGCUGAUCUGAGCCACUGGUUCAGAGCCAGGUUCUAGAGGCUGCAGGUCCAGCCCCUUACCAUUCCUGGAGAGGUAGGAGCUCAGUCCCUUCCUCCAAGCCAGACCUUUGCAGAGGUGGCAACUGGGCUGCACGGGUCAGCAGAUCCCUGAUUCUCAAGCCACCUUGAGACAAGAACUCCGCCCCCCUGUUAGUGCAUCCCAGCUGCAGCUCUGCAUCAGAACCUACAGUGGACCCUUUUGAAAACACUCUUGGCUGCCCUAGUUGGUUAACUUCAGAAUGUCUGGAAUGGGACCAGAGAUGCAGUUCACAUGUUUUGUAAGUUCUUUAGGCGACUGAAGCACAGCUGCUUGGAGAACCACUGAGGGGUGGACACCUUCCCCUGGCAGCCACAAGGCAGGCAGCCUGCGGGAGCUCCUGAGCAGCUGUUGGGCGAUGGUCAUUACAUCACCCAUGCCUUUGUAUUUAAAUGAAACUCGACACAUAGAACCAAUUCAACCUGAAAGUUACUACUUCUGCUGAUUCAGGCACUUGUUUGAAGCAUUUUUUUUUUAUUAACCCUGUACUUCUUCUUUGCCCACCAUUAAAGUGGGGGAAAGUAAUAUCCCAAGUAGUUGAGUUGAGCUGUUGGUUGUUAGAUUUAAGCUGGAAUUAGUCCAGGGUUUUAUGUGGGGAGGCAGUUGCUGUCUUGGGAUACCCGGAGUGGGAGUGGGUGUUUUCUGUGAUUGGUUCUGUUUUUUAUUUUUACUUAUUUAUUUUGAGAUGGAGUUUCAUCCUUAUUGCCCAGGCUGGAGGGCAAUAGCACCGUCUCAGCUCACUGCAACCUCCGCCGCCCGUGUUUAAGCGAUUCUCCUGCCUCAGCCUCCCAUGUGGCUGGGAUUACAGGUGCCCAUCACCACACCCAGCUAAUGUUUUUGUAUUUUUAGUAAAGAGGGGGUUUCACCAUGUUGGCCCGGCUGGUCUCGAACUCCUGAUGGCAAGGUGAUCUGCCUGCCUCAGCCUCCCAAAGUGCUGGGAUUACAGGCAUGAGCCACUGAGCCCGGCUGUUUUUUUGUGUUUUUUUUGUUGUUGUUUGUUUGUUUUUUUUUUUGAGACAGAGUCUUGCUCUGUCGCCCAGGCUGGAGUGCCAGUGGCGCGAUUUCAGCUCACUCAGGAGUGAGCCACCACACCUGGCCUGUGAUUGGCUCUAUUUUGAGUGAUUACGUGUAAAUCAUCUAGAACCAGCUCUGAGCAAUGGCGUUGCGGUGUCCCUCCCUCCCCGCUGGGGCCAUACCAGCCCCUCUCCACUGGGAGCCCAAGUUGCCAAUGACUGUGGCCAAACUCCCCCAUUUUUGUCUGUAUCCUGCUCUCUUUAGGUUAAAAAGAAGGAAAGAAACAUGAAAGGCCAUGUACAAUUUAUUUUUACAACUCCAGGAGUUUCCCCGACUACCAUUUUUUUUUUUUUUAUUUGCCAGUGGUGUGCAUGUAGAAGAGGAAUGCCAUGUCCUGUCCAUAGAAAUACACAUGGUGGUCAGGCAUGGUGGCUCAUGCCUAUAAUCCCAGCACUUUGGGAGGCUGAGGUGGGAGGAUUGCUUGAGCCCAGGAGUUUGAGACCAGCCUGGGCAACAUGGCAAGACCUCUGACUCUAUAAAAAAAUUUUUUUUUUUUUUUUUUUUUGAGAGAGCGUCUCACUUCUCUGUCACCCAGGCUAGAGUAGUGUGAUCUUGGCUUAUUACAACUUCCGCCUCCCAGGUUCAAGAGAUUCUCCUGCCUUAGCCUCCUAAGUAGCUGGGAUUAUAGGCACAUGCCACCAUGCCUGGCAUAUUUUUGUAUUUUUAGUAGAAACAGUUUCACCAUGUUGGCCAGGCUGGUCUUGAACUCCUGACCUCAAGUGAUAAGCCUGCCUCAACCUCCCAAAGUGCUGGGACUACAGGGGUAAGCCACCGCGCCUGGCCCAAAAUUUUGUUUUUUAAUUAGCUGGGUACAAUGAUAGGCACCUGUAAUCUCAGCUGCUUGGGAGGCUGAGGUGGGAGCAUCACUUGAGCCCAGGAGUUUGAGGCUGCAGUAAGCUGUGUUUGUGCCACUGCACUCUGGCCUGGGCCAAAGAGCAAGACCCUGUCACACACACACACAAAAAAAAGAAAUACAGGUGGUGUUUUGGGGAAGGGAAGGUUCUGCUGGGGUCCUGGAACUGUGACUGAUGGCCUCAGGAGUCCAGGAAUAGGCCUUCUAGCACAGCAGCUAGUAGGGCUCCCCCAAGCCAUCCGCUGGCGUGUGGAGGUGCAGGACCUGGGGGAGGCAGUCCCCAACCCAGCUAGGCCAAGGGGUAGGGUUUUUAGGUCUGUUUUUAACAGAGCUCAGAGCACCAGGUGAAGGUGGAAAGUUGGCAGGAAAACAAGGUCAGCAUCUUAUUUUUUCUAUACUCAGCAGAGUGUGCCAUUCCCAGUUUCUGUCCUGAGGAUUUCAAAGACCACAACAGCCACAUUUCUUUCCAUCUUCCCUCAGCCAGUAGUCAUUUAAAAUUCUUCAGUUGUUCUGAAGAUCCUUUUUUUAAUGUAUCAUUUUUACAUGAAAGACAGCUGCAAAAUGCAAGCCCCAGUAGAGUUGGAGAGUUUUUCAAGGUGAGAAGUCGCUGUUCUCUGCAUUGAACAUGGAUUGAAUUUUCCUUGUCUGAUGGUAACCCAUGGCCCCCGCCCUGCGGGGAUAACAUUCUCAGGAGCUUCUCUUGUCCUAGCCCCUUCUCAUUUCAAAAAUAUUAGUCUUUUAUUUUCCUUUUUCAUUCAGUUUUUGUUUUACAGCUUUUGUAGAGACCAACCCAAGUAGAUGCAGGUGGGUGUUAGAUAAAAACACACAUCCCCAGGGGACAAGCCAUCCAGCGGUGAGGAAUCUCUGCCAUGUUCUCUUCCCUGCUGCCCACAAACGUUACGGAGACUCCCUUAGCCUCCCCCUCCUCUUCCCCACUGAGGGGCAGCUUGUGGAGAUGGAGGACUCGGGCCCAUAGAUGCAGACCCCCUACCAAAUCUAGCAAUAGUUCUCACCCUUCCAAAGCUCGAGUGCCAUUUUGAGAUGACCUACCAAUGACAUGCAGUAAAGGACAUAACCUCACAGCCUUUUUAGAAGCAUUUCGAAUAUCUACAGUUGCCUCAAUUCACGGGGCAUUUCACUCCUCUGAUCCAGGUUAGAAUUUUGCUAAAUCUGUAGCAUCCUGAAUAGCACACUAAUUUUUUUUUUUAGCACACUAACUUUAACUACAUUAGUUGAGUGUAGUUGAUACAUCUGUGGCCUCGUGUCUAUAAAGAGCACACUAGAUUGUACCCAGCACUUUUGGAUAUGACAUGCUAAUUAGAUGUAUUUAACUAUUCAUAGGAAAGUGUAUGAUAAAUGACUGUAAUAUUUCUAAUAAAUAUAUUUUGUUUCUAAUUA
Homo sapiens (human) is the source of this 8790-nucleotide messenger RNA. RefSeq names its product sperm antigen with calponin homology and coiled-coil domains 1 (gene SPECC1). The coding region runs from base 599 to 3829 and encodes 1076 amino acids. The record is from RefSeq and is a predicted model, not a curated record. The transcript has 16 exons. NCBI's taxonomy places the organism in Eukaryota, Metazoa, Chordata, Mammalia, Primates, Hominidae. Gene Ontology annotation, cellular component: nucleus; membrane.